Messenger RNA from Entrophospora sp. SA101, 1644 nucleotides. The record is from the annotation of a GenBank genome assembly. NCBI's taxonomy places the organism in Eukaryota, Fungi, Glomeromycota, Glomeromycetes, Entrophosporales, Entrophosporaceae.
AUGGUUAAAUCCAAGAAAACUAAAAGCACUCAGGGACAAAAUUCGGGGUUUCUCUUUCCUUCCAACACCAUCAUCUCUUCUAAUACUGCCAAUUCUCAAAUUCCUGCAAUUCCUGGCAAUGAUGAAAAGUAUGCAAGGUUCCAUACUUUUUGGUUUAAAGAAGUUAUGACUAGAGAGCAUAAUAAACAUUGUACUAAUGCACUUAAGGCAUUAAAACGUCACCCACAUGCAACACCUUUUCUUGAACCUGUUGAACCAAUCAAGCUCAACAUCCCUGAUUAUCUUGAUAUUGUUAAAAUUCCAAUGGAUUUAAGUACAGUUGAGAAAAAUCUUAAUAACUGUGUAUAUAAAUGUGUUCAAGACUUUGUAGAUGAUGUUUGUCGCAUCUUCUCCAAUUGUGUCAUUUACAAUGGUAAACAUCACCAGUUUUCUCAAUAUGCUAAAGAGUUGGAAGAAAUAUUUAUUGCACAACUCUCUAAGAUGCCUGCUACAGAAUCCUCCUCUUCUUCUUCUAAACCAACCAAUAAAUUAAUCAAAAAACCUGUUAUAGAGACUGCCUUUCCUUCCACUGUUAAAACUGACAAUGCCGAAGCAAAUAGACCAAAAAGAACAAUCAAAUCUCCUAACAAAGAACUUCCUCAAAUCACUCAAACUUCCCGUCGUAAAAAAACUAAGAAAAAUGCUGAACUCAACUUUUGUCGUUCAGUCUAUCAAGAGUUGAAAAAAAAACAACAUUAUGCAUAUGCUUAUCCUUUCUAUGAACCUGUCAAUGCUGAAAAAUUAGGUGUUCCUGAGUAUUACAAUAUUAUAAAAACUCCUAUGGAUCUUUCCAUGAUAAGUACCAAAUUAGAAAAUGAAACAUAUACUUCUGCUGAAGAUUUUGAAGUAGAUAUCCGUUUGAUGUUUGAAAACUGUUACAAAUUCAAUCCUCCUGGUACUGAAGUUUAUAAUAUGGAGAUCAAGGAAGAAGAAGAAUCUGUUUCAGGUGAUGAAAAUGACCAUUUGAAAGCUCUACAGAGGCACCUUGCUGCAUUAUCAUCUCAAAUAACUCAAUAUAAAAAAUCAGGAAAAUCCAAAUCCAAAAAACCUAUUAAAAAAUCUAUUCAGUCAAAAACCAAAUCUGAUGCCAAUUCAUCAUUUGAUACCAAGUCAAAAACAAAACGUCCACGUAUUUCAAGCAUCAAUAAUAGUUUUAUUAUUAAUGAGGAAAAUCAAGAGCUUACUGCACAACAAAAGGCUAUCCUUUCCCAAAGGAUUGAAUAUCUUUCUCCUGAACUUACAGUUACACUUAUUAGCAUAGUACAACAGAGUGGAGCACCUUUAAUUGCAGAAAAAGAGGGUGGUUACGAAUUGGAAAUAGAAAAUAUAGACACUAAAAUUGUUAAACAAAUCUAUGAAUUUGUAAUGACGAACACAUCUGAUGCAAAUGAACUUAAGCAGAAAAGAAUAGCUACUGUCAAAAGAAAUAGCCAGAAAAAUGAAGAACAAAUAAUAGCUUUGGAAAAAACUUUGGCUAAAUUUGAUAAUAAAUCUAUAUCUACAAUCAUUCAUAUAGAGGCACAGUAUAGUUCCGAUGAUGAUUCUUUAGACAGUCAAAGUUCUGCAUCUUCUGGGUCAGAGUCUUCAGGCAGUGAUACUGUUUAG